UGCAGCCAAUCGGCGCGGGGCUGCGCUGCACCCUGAGCCCAGAGCGAGAGGUGAGGCGCUGCGUGUGCGGAGCUGUCCACUCCGCUGUGGUGCUGAAGGCAGGAUAACAGUGUACACUCUGACCGAGGGAACAUAUCUCUGCGAACGGAAUACGUCCAUCUGCUAACUUCGCUUACGGAUUUGUGCAUGACAAGGACUUCGUGUUGAAAAAGGAAACAGGGUUCACACACACACACACAUCACGCUUCAGCUGCACACUCUUUUUUUCCUCGAGAUUCCGUCCGAUGACCUGUACUCGGACACCCAGGAAAGAGCCAAUGAGAGGCUCCGGAAGUUACUGGAUGGCCAUCCUGCUCUUCGGCAGCAUCCUUGCUGCAGAGGCACGGCCCAGCACGGAUACACUCACUCCUCCGGACUAUCGACCGCUUGUUAGAUUCCGACACAAGCAGGAUGGGAUCCCAGAGAGUUUGCGGAUUAAGGGGUUGUUUGGUCAUAACAGCUUCCCAAAUGCCUGUGAGCAUAAGUACUGUGGUCUGGGGAAGCACUGUGUGGUGGACCAUGUGACCGGUCAGGGAGAGUGCCAGUGUCUGGAGCACUGCAAGCCGCACUACAAACCUGUAUGUGGAUCUAAUGGGAAACUCUACCAGAACCACUGUGAGCUGCACCGAGCCUCAUGUCUGGCCCGUCAAAGAAUCACCAUUGUGCACAGCGAAGAAUGCUUCUACAAAGAUGAUAACUGUCGUCUAGUCGAUUACAAGAAACUGAAGGGCAAGGUGUUGAACCUUCAUGCUCUUCGCUUCCUACCACCAGGAGCCCAAGACAGCUAUGAGAAGGACAUGGGGUCCAGGAAGCAUGUAGUGGACCUGAUGUUCAAGCGCUUUGAUGCUGAUGGGAGCGGCCAAGUGGACAGCAGUGAGCUUUCACAGGUCAUCAAACAAGAAGGUUUGAGAAACACAGCAUCAGAGUGCACGCUGUUUGACCUGCUCAAAUACAACGAUAUGGACGAUGAUGAGCACCUGACGAAGGACGAGUUCUACUCUGCUUUUGACGUAUAUGAGCUGAGCCUCGCUGAGGAGCAGAAGCUGAUCAUCACCACAGUCACUGUGGGUCAGAGCGUCGUGCUGACAUGCGCCAUCACGGGCGAGAGGCGACCGCCAAUCAUCUGGAGACGCAAUAACCACACGCUCAACACAUUACAGCUGGAGGAUAUCAGUGAUUUUGGCGAUGAUGGAAGUCUGUACAUCACCAAGGUGACCACUACUCACAUGGGGAACUACUCCUGCCAUGCUGACGGAUAUGAGCAGCUUUUCCAGACACACACCUUGCAGGUGAAUGUUCCUCCUGUUAUCCGGGUGUAUCCAGAGAGUCAGGCACGUGAACCCGGAGUCACGGCCAGCCUGAGGUGUCACGCAGAAGGGAUUCCUGAUCCACAGCUGUCCUGGCUGAAGAACGGCAUGGACAUUUCUACUAAACUGUCCAAACAGCUCACACUACAAGCUAAUGGGAGCGAAGUGCACAUCAGUAAUGUUCACUUCGAGGACACCGGAGCGUACACCUGCAUCGCCCGUAACGAAGCCGGUGUGGAUGAGGACAUCUCGUCUCUGUUUGUAGAGGAUUCUGCACGCAAGUCAUUGGCAAACAUUCUGUGGAGAGAGGAAGGUCUGGGGAUUGGGAAUAUGUUUUAUGUUUUUUAUGAGGACGGCAUCAAAGUGAUCCAGCCAGUGGCCUGUGAGAUCCAGAGACACAUCAAACCCAGCGAGAAGCUCCUGAGCCUGCAGGAGGAAGUUUGCCCAAAAAUAGAGGGAGAAGAGGAGCAGAAGUGUGUCUGGGCUUCAGCUGUGAACGUGAAGGAUAAGUUUAUAUACGUCACCCAGCCAAUGCUGAACAGAGUGCUCAUCGUGGAUAUUCAAACCCAGAAGGCUGUUCAGACUGUGAGCACAGACCGAGUCCCAGUGAAGCUCCAUUAUGAUAAGUCACAUGACCAAGUGUGGGUUCUAAGCUGGGGGGAUCUGGAGAAGAACUUUCCGACACUCCAGGUGAUCAAGCAGGCUAGUGGUGGUACGUCCCACCACACCAUCCACACCCCACCAGUGGGCCACCGCUUUGACCGUGUGGAAGACUUCUUCAUCCCUCCAUCAAGCCUCAUCAUUAACCAUAUCAGGUUCGGAAUGGUCCUCCAUAAGAAGGAGCCAGCACUGCAUAAGAUAGACCUGGAGACCACCUCUUAUGUGAAGAACAUCAGCUUGCAUGAGUAUGACUGCAUUCCACAGUCCCUGGCCUACACCCACUUGGGGGGUUACUACUUCAUCAACUGCCUUCCAGAUUCAACCGGUGCUGUGCGUCCUCAGCUUAUCGUUGAUAGUGUAACAGACAAUGUAAUUGGGCCUAAUGGUGAUGUUAGCGGUACUCCUUAUGUCUCACCUGAUGGCCACUACCUAGUGAGUGUGGAUGAUCAGAAUGGCAUGAUGCGCCUGCAGUCCAUUUCAGUGCGUGCCGAAAUCGGACGACCCUUCGACAUCCACACCAACCUGCAUCUCUCAGACCUGGCCUUUAUGCCCUCGUUCACUGAGAUCCACCAGUACAACGUGUUCGGUAGCUCGGGCCAGCAGACAGAUGCCCUGUACGUAGAGCUCAGCACUGGCAAUGUCAAAAUGAUCAAGAGCCUGAAGCUGCCCACACCAUGGAGUCAGUGGCGCUGGAACCGCAAGAACCGUGUUAUGACAUCGAGCGGCCUCUUCGGACAGUACCUCAUGAGCCCCUCACAGAGUUCGCUGUUCAUUCUGGACGGAUGGCUAGACAAGCUCAACUGCGAAAUCACUGAUGUACCAAAGGGGAACACUGUGGUGUGGGUUGGGGAGGCCUAGGCUAUCGAAAGAGGCUUUUGUGUCAAAACCAACAAAUACAAUUGCACUGAAUUUGGUCUGUGUUUAAUUUAUUGAGAGAGAAACUCAAGUAAUAUGAAAAAAAUACAAAUUGACUGUUCUAAAACACUGUAUCGGGUAAGGGAACUUUAUUCAAAAGUAGAGUGGCAUAUGCUUGUUUUUGUAUGCACUGGGUAUGUGAAAUAGCUCACUAUUAGUUACGCCUUAAUUAGAUCAAAUUAGCCCUAGCAUCUAAAGGAAUUUAUUACAAGAGCGUUUCAUUUUCAGGCACAAUGAUAGCUAUAAAUAUAUUCACCCAAUCAAUUUGAAUUAUAGCAUAAUCAUUAUAUUUCCUGGAAAAAUUUACAUCGAGGCAAAUAUAUGUUUAUUUUAAACACUUGAUACUAUUUUCUCUUCCUAUCCCCUCUAGUCCUGUCCUUAAAACACAAUCACAUGCAUGUUUGGGCCCACGAUAUUGCCUGUGCCUUGUACUCAUGCAAAUAGAAAAAUAAAAAAAAAAUCAAAGUAACAGCUCCCUUUCAGACAGUGGAUAACAACCUCCGUGAAUUUCCUGCACAGAGAGAAAAAGGCCAAUAACAUUAAAUUCCAUUUCAAACCUUUAAACCCCUCAGCCCUUAAUUAAAAUGGCCACUCACUGCGAGACGUCAAACCUGAGACAUCCGUUCUAAAAUCAGCAUGACAGAUUUAAAUCUCUAAAUUAAGAUUUUAGACAUCAUAGGGGCUCGGUGAAGAAUGUGCAAUUUCAGGUUUUAAGCUACAUCACGGGCCAUUUUGGAUUUAAAAAGGCGCAAGAAAGAAAAUCCCUUAAUACUGGUUAGGCUAGUGAAUCAUUUAUUUAUAUCACUGGCUCAUAGAAAAGAUAGAUGAUUAUUUCUUGGCAGAAUGUAAUGUGUUUGCCAAGUUUAGGGACAAGCAACGAAAAUAACAGCUGUUUUGCAAACUGGAGCUUUGGAGUUGGUUUUCAAUAAAUUCUACAGUGUGUAAUUUGGUGUAGUGUGUUUGGUUAGAUGAGCUUUGGGUGCAUUUAAGUGGAGAUUUGACAGAUUUAACAGAUCCUUAAGAUGAGCAGAUAAACAUCCUUAGUGUAGUGAAGAGGAAGCACAAAGAUGUGUGCACAUGAUGUUGAAUUUUCUCCUCGAUGGCCAGAGUCUAUGCAUUUUCACUGACACUCAAACCAGGAGGCUGUGCUUGGCUUGAGCUUUCGUCACAUUAUUGCGUUUAUUCUACGUGUUCUUGAGUAAUUGGACUUUUUUUCUCCCUGUGUAUUUAAGCUUAAAUCUUUUUUCUCAGAUUUGGUUUAAGGGCGUUUUCACACUUGGUUUUGGGCUUGUUUGGGGAAGGUGCUUUUCACACAGAAUUCCUUCCUAACUGUGGAUCGAUUGCGCAGUUCCAUCCAUCACUUUUGUGCACGCAGGUUUGCAAAAUGGUAGGCACUAGGUUCAUCUGGUUGCUGUUUUGUUUUUAGUAUUUUCCUUUGGUAUCUACAUUUAAGCAGCAAAGAACAGCACUUUUUGGCUGCAUGGUUUGUUGUCAUGCUGGAAUACCUGCAAACAUGGAGCCAUUUCUAUAACAACCACAACAACCCUUUCCCCUUCCAUCACCAAACUUGAAACAGGAAGUAACAUGACAAGUUGACCCAGGUUACUCGGCGUGCGGAUUCGAGAGCGGUUAGCUUCCGUACCUGAUGUGGACCACACCACAGUUUGGUGGAAGCGAAGCCCAGACUACCAUUUUCAACAGGACCAGGGAUCAGUUCUCCAUCUCGAAAACAGCUUUCACACUCCACCAAAAAUGCAAGCGUGAAAACGACCUAAAAGAAUAUCAGGCCACUCUGUUAACCUCAUUUUUUUAAUUUUACACCAACAGAUUCCUCUCUGUGGCUUAGUUUUUGCGUUCUGUACAUAGCAGAAAGGUGUAUGUGCCGUAGUUUCGCUAAAAUCAUCCUCAUACGCUUCAGAUAACUGAACUCCCCACUCCUCUUUUUUAAAACAAGAUAACACUUACUGCAUUGUUCUUUGUUCCACAAAUAAGCGAGUACAUUUUCUGAUGUCCUAUCCAGACGUUUCAGCUCCAUGUAGCCAUGUAUAUUGAUUUGUGUGCUUGUUAUUUAUGUAGAUAAAUCAUGCUUGACACUUUACCAGCUAAAUAAAGCCUAUAACUUUAAAACCUUUUUCCAACUCUCUUUUUCCCCUCUAUGACUUCAAAUAA
Messenger RNA from Pangasianodon hypophthalmus (striped catfish), 5090 nucleotides. It is a transcript of the gene fstl5, whose product is annotated as follistatin-like 5. Gene Ontology annotation, molecular function: protein binding; calcium ion binding. The record is from RefSeq and is a predicted model, not a curated record. Lineage: Eukaryota; Metazoa; Chordata; Actinopteri; Siluriformes; Pangasiidae. The transcript is spliced from 16 exons. Gene Ontology annotation, biological process: multicellular organism development; regulation of BMP signaling pathway; cell differentiation. Bases 285 to 2864 code for a protein of 859 amino acids.